CAGACAAGGAUCACCGUUAGGCCUGUAUGCACAGGUGCAUCAGCAGAGCACUCUCGCAUAGACAUUUUGCGGGAUUCCGAGGAUAUGCCUCACUGAGUGCGGCGACACCAGCGCAACAAUAUGACGUAUGUGUAAUAGGCGGUGGUCAUGCAGGCUGUGAGGCCGCCGCGGGUGCAGCGCGCACAGGCGCCCGGACGCUGCUGCUGACGCAGAACCUCGACACGAUUGGAGAGCUGUCAUGCAAUCCCUCGAUGGGUGGUGUCGGGAAGGGCACCCUUAUGCGCGAGGUCGACGCGCUCGACGGACUCUGCGCGAAGGUAACAGACGAGGCGGGCAUCCAGUUCCAGAUACUCAACCGGUCCAAAGGGGCCGCCGUUUGGAGCCCUCGAGCCCAGGUCGACCGUAAGCUCUACAAGACGCACAUGCAGGCGGCCCUGCGCAGCUACCCUAACCUCUCCAUCCACGCCGGCAGCGUGUUUGACCUCGUCCUCGGCCAUCCACUCGGGUCUACAGACCUCCCAGGCGCAGAGGUCCGUGGCGUUAAGCUGGACUCCGGGGAGGUGAUCGCUUGCUCCCAGGUGGUCAUCUGCACGGGGACUUUCCUUUCGGGGGAGAUCCAUAUUGGUAUGAAGCGAUUCCCCGCCGGACGCAUGAACGAAGCUCCGUCGGUCGGCCUAUCUGCGUCACUUAGCGCCGCGGGUUUCAAGCUCGGCCGACUGCAGACAGGUACCCCUGCCAGGCUGGCGAAGGACUCCAUCGAUUUCUCGAGGCUUGAGAUUCAGGAAGGAGACAACACUCCUCUCCCUUUCAGCUUCAUGAACGAUCGUGUCGCCAAUGCAGACAACCAAAUCCGAUGCUGGAUGACGGCGACGACCCAGACCACGCACCAGAUCAUCCGCGACAACAUCCAUCGCUGCGUGCACAUCCAAGAAACCAAGAAAGGCCCGCGGUACUGCCCAUCGCUCGAAGCGAAAGUGACGCGCUUUCCGCACAAGGCCUCCCACAACGUAUGGCUCGAGCCCGAGGGGUACGAUUCUAACCUCGUAUACCCGAACGGCCUCUCGUGCAGCAUGCCGGAAGACGUGCAGGAGCAGAUAUACCACUCCGUCCCGGGUCUCGAGAACGCGAAGCUGGUCCGGCCGGCGUACGGAGUUGAGUAUGAUCACAUUGACGCGCGCGAGCUCGGGCCCACGCUGGAGACGAAACGGAUCAAGGGUCUGUUACUUGCAGGCCAGAUCAAUGGGACCACUGGGUAUGAAGAGGCCGCUGGCCAAGGCGUCGUCGCAGGCAUCAACGCAGGCUUGUCGGCCCUCCGUCGGCCUCCACUCGUCAUCACACGCGCCGACGGCUACAUCGGCGUCAUGAUCGACGACCUCAUCGUUAAGGGCGCCGAAGAGCCAUAUCGAAUGUUCACGUCACGCUCUGAGUACCGCAUGACGCUGCGAAGCGACAAUGCGGAUUUGCGAUUGACGGAGAAGGGUCGCGCGGCGGGGGCGGUGGGCGAUGCGCGGUGGGCACGGUUCGAGUCUACCCGCGCGGAGCUUAGGCGCGUCACGGAGCUCCUCCAGUCUUGCGUACUGAGUCCGCAGAGGUGGCAGGCUCACGGUUUCGACAGGAAAAGUGACGGUAAUCUGAAGAGCGCGUUCGAGCUCCUUAGCCACAGAAACGUGCCCAUAGACGCGCUCACACCUGUCCUCCCCGAGCUUGCAUCCAUACACCCACACAUUCUCGGUCGUGUCGAGACCGACGCGAUUUACAACCCUCAUCUGCGCCGACAAGAGGCGGACCUGCGACUAUUCAUGGAGGACGAGUCGCUCGUGCUCGACCCGCAUCUCGAUUACUCAACCGUUGAGGGCUUGAGCUCCGAAGUUAGGGAGCGGCUGACGAAGGCGCGGCCUACGAGCAUUGGCGCGGCGAAGAGGAUGGAGGGCAUGACGCCUUCAUCGAUGAUAUACCUACUCAAACAUGCGCGACGUGCGAAUGCGGUCAAGGUAGUCAAUCAAGUUGUCGAUGAGAGGGGUGUAGGUGCCCUAGAGUUAUAGGUCGAGUUCAGCUCCAUGGGAGACAGAUGCUCAUGUCAGCAUCUUACAUAGCUUCAUAUAUUAUCAUGUACAUGUACGAC
Dichomitus squalens LYAD-421 SS1 is the source of this 2122-nucleotide messenger RNA. RefSeq names its product glucose-inhibited division protein A subfamily. The record is from RefSeq and is a predicted model, not a curated record. Gene Ontology annotation, cellular component: cytosol. Bases 27 to 2042 code for a protein of 671 amino acids. The transcript has 10 exons. Gene Ontology annotation, molecular function: flavin adenine dinucleotide binding. Gene Ontology annotation, biological process: tRNA methylation; tRNA wobble uridine modification. Lineage: Eukaryota; Fungi; Basidiomycota; Agaricomycetes; Polyporales; Polyporaceae.